CGGCGCCGGCAGUGCUGCCCCGGACCGCGCCACAGACGGACGACGCGACUCGCGGCUAUCAUAGCGCCCUUCGGAUUUCGAAACAGUCGAGUGUCAGUGAUAACUUUGAUACGGAUUCGCCAAUCGCGAGCGUCGACGCUCGUCUUGAUAAGAAGGUAGCUAGUCGAGUGUGGAAUCGAAUAUUUUCAGAGUGCAACACGGGAUUCUGUUUCUAUAAUUACAUUACCCUUGUGUGAGUGAGUGCGAUGAGGCCGAAGGACGAAACGGACGCGAAAGUCCAGACGGGGACUUUCAUCCUGUCGGAAAAGAUCGACGACACCAAAUCGAAGAAAAACGAGAAAGAUUUGAAGAAGGAGAUGAAGCGCUUGGAGAAGGAAAAGCAGGAGCGUGAAAAGCGCGAGAAAAAGGCUCGCGAAAAGGAAAAGGAACGUGAGAAACAAGCUAAGAAAGGCAAGGUGGUGUGCGGCGCGUGCGGCGGCAAGUGCAGCGGGGAAGUGCUGCGCGUGUCAGACAAAUACUUCCACACGGCGUGCUUCACGUGCCGCUCGUGCUCGGCGUCGCUGGCCAAGGGCGGCUUCUUCUGCAAGGACGGCCACUACUACUGCCCACAGGAUUAUCAGCGCGCGUUCGGCACGAGAUGUGCAGCGUGCGGGCAAUACGUGGAAGGCGAGGUUGUGUCUGCGCUCGGGAACACCUACCAUCAGAAAUGCUUCACAUGUGCGAGAUGCAAACGCGCGUUCCCAUCAGGCGAGAAAGUAACGUACACAGGCGCGGAAGUCGUGUGCUCCUCGUGCGUGGCCGCGCCGAUCCAGCGCCAGACGGCGCGCGCCGCCGCGUCGCCGUCGCCCGCGCCGCCGACGCGCGCGCGCGCCGACACGGCGCCGCGCCAGCCGCGCCCGGCCGAGGCGGACCGGCUCGACCGCGGCCAGCAGCGCGCCGACCCCGACCGCGUCGUCGACCAGAAUGGUGAACACGAGAGAUAUGAAUGCGCGGGCUGCGGCCAGGAGUUGUCUGAAGGACAGGCGUUGGUGGCAUUAGACAGACAGUGGCACACGUGGUGCUUCUCUUGCGGCGCGUGCGGCUGCGUGCUGCAGGGAGAGUACAUGGGCCGCGGCGGCACGCCGUACUGCGAGCGCGACUACCAGCGCUUGUUCGGCGUGCGCUGCGCGUACUGCAACCGGUACAUCGCGGGCAAGGUGCUUCAAGCGGGUGAGAACCACCACUUCCACCCCACGUGCGCGCGCUGCUCCAAAUGUGGCGACCCGUUCGGAGACGGCGAGGAAAUGUUCCUGCAGGGCGCAGCAAUCUGGCACCCGCGCUGCGGGCCCGCGCCGCGCGACCCGGCCGACCCCGACCAGCCCGACCACGACCCCGAGCGGGCUUCUUCCGAGCUGCAGUUCUCGCUGCGCUCGCGCACGCCCAGCGUCAACGGCUCCUACUGCAGCCCCUACAGUAGCCUGACCAGGAAGUACGGGUCCCGCGCGAUGUCCCCCGGACUGAUCCUCCGCGAGUACCGUGGCGCGGGCACCCUGUCCCCCGCCCGGAUCACCACCUACAGCUACCUGGCCGGCGAGCCCGGCUACCUGCGCCGGCCGCUGCAGCCAUACGACCGCGCGCCCGCCUCGCCGCACUUCCACCGCCCGCCGUCGAGUGCCAGCACACGAGCCAGCAGUCGCGCCGGCAGCAAGGCGUCCUCGCGGCCCGGCAUGAGGGCGCUGGUGGACUCCAUCCGCAGCGAGACCCCGAGGCCCAAGUCGCCGCACAUGAACAAUGAGGAGCCCAUCGAGCUGUCCCACUACCCCGCGGCGUUCAAGCCCCCGCCCGGCACGCAGCCUAAGAUAGAACGGGACGACUUCCCCGCGCCGCCCUACCCUUACACCGACCCCGAGAGGAGACGGCGCUGGUCCGACACGUACAAAGGCGUCCCGGACAGCGACGAGGAGGAGCCCCGGGUGAACGGCGUCAACGGGCACGCGCCCCACGCCGGCCGGGAGCCGCGCGACCCGCAGCUCCGCCGGGAGCACCAGGAGCUCGCCAAGAUCGACUCCGGCAUCGCGCAGGUAUUCCUGAAAGAAGUUAAAGAGCGGGAAAAGAUUCAACAGUGGAAGAAACAAAAUUUAGAUCCUCGUAAUGCAAGCAGGACGCCGAGCGCGGCGCGCGAGCCGCCGCUGCGGCUGCGCUACUCGUCGCCGGUGGGCGCGUCGCCCUCGCGCCAGCUGGACCACGCGCGCGCCGACGCCGAGCCCUACUACGCGCACACCGAGCACUCGCACAUCCCCAGCUACAACGUAAUGCACGCGGCGCCGCGGCCCGGCUACGGCCUGCGCUCCAACACGCUGCCCGCCACCAACGGACAUGGCGACUUCACAUUCAGCGGCAUGGGCGACAAGACGCAUAGCACGGACUUCUCCAGCGGCAAGUCGGACAUUUCUGCCGGGUCCAUUACUGACGUGGACAGAAGUGCUAUGUACACGCAUCCAGGCCACACGGGCGUAGCGCCCGCUCGCGGCGGCGGCGUGCGGCGCUCGCUGCCCAACAUGGCCACCGGACAUCUCCUGCACGAGCCCGCCAAGCUGUACCCCUACCAUCUGCUGCUCAUCACCAACUACCGCCUGCCGCCCGACGUCGACCGCCUCAACCUGGAGAGGCACCUGUCGGACGUGGAGUUCGAGGCGUUCCUGCAGUGCGGGCGGCAGGAGUUCUACCGCCUGCCGCAGUGGCGCCGCAACGAGCUCAAGCGCCGCGCCAGGCUCUUCUAACCGACCACCGUACAGUUCCGUGCAACGUUGCUCCAGUCGCCGUGUGCUAAGAUGAUCAUAAAAAGUUGUAUAAGCUGCCCCUUUUUUAUAAAUGCUAUUUCAAAUUACGCCGCAAUGAGCUCAAGCGACGCGCAAGGUUUUUCUAAACACCUUCAUCUAUGCACGCUUUGAUACAGGUUCAGUGUAAUGUUGCGCCAGUAAUCGCGUGCCAGUAUCAUUUAUCUCUAUUUAUAAAAAUAGAUGUUUCAAAGUGGCGCCGCAACGAUCUCAAGCGGCGCGCGAGGCUCUUUUAAACAUGCAUUCUGGACAUACCCCGUGCAUAAACACCUUGAUACAGUUUCAGUACAAUAACGUUGCUCGGGUCGCCGCGUGUGGGUAGAUCAUAAAAACGGGCACAACCUUCCCUUAACACGAGAGCGCCGAGCGAAAUAGACAACCCGUCUCUCUUUAAUGAAUACAGUUAAAAAAACAGGGGUAAAACAUUAUUUUGAGACUGAUACUUAGGAUCACUCUGCAUGCGGCGAAUGGAGCAAUGUAAUAGAACUAAUUUGCAGACACGUUCACAUUCACAUAUGACCGUAUAAAGAAAAUGAUCAACUUACCGCAAAACAAAUCUAUAUAAAAUGUGUUCUUAGACGUGUAGCAUCUAUAUGUAUUGGCUUUACAAUGUCAAAAUAGAGAAAAAAAAUACCUGCUUAAUUAUUAUUAAUUAACGUGUUUUCAACCGUUAUAGCAGUUCUUUAAUGGCGACUUUGUUUUACAAGUGUAUCAAUGUGUGGUACAAUUUAGUAAAUCGAUAACACAAUCGAUUCUGCGAGCCGACUCGUAUUUUAUUAUAGGACGAAUGAUUUGAUAUUAUCUUUUAAUUCGACGAUAAACUACAAUAUGCAAAAUAUCGCAUAAUUUCGACCGAGUCGUUUUUAACGCAAUAACUUUACUAUUAACGCGACAUCGGUCGAGUGUUUUAUUUAUUAAUUAUAAUAAUGAUAUUAUAAUAACUUUUCACAUAAUAAUAUAUUUGUUUAGUAUGUGUAAGCGUGUGUAUCAGCUCAUAGAGUUUGAUCGAGGCGCCCGGCGCGCCCUCAUUCUGGAUACUUCUAGAACUAUCUAGAACUCGAUAUAUUAGGCUUUGAUUGUAUAAUAUAAUGUAACUUUCGAGAGACAAAUAAAUAAUCAGGAAUUGUUAUUAUACGAGUACAUCAUCGUUCAUCGUAGAUGGCGACUUUAGCGAGGUCUCAACACCACCUAUUGUGUAGCGAUAAUACCUACGCUUAUAAAUCAACGUCAUCUACUAUCCCACAUCAAAAUCGGAACUUUGUAUAAAGAAUAUCAGUCUGUAUUAUUUAAUUGUCUCUGCUUACGACUUGAUUUUGGUCGAGAGUUCAAUUAUUGUAAAGGCGGUUCCAGAGGCGUUUCGACCACUAUUUUUGAAUCACUAAUAUGAAGAAUUGAAUUGAAUAGAAGCAUAAUCUUAGUCAGUGGUGUUAAAACUCCUUUAGAAUCGCCUAUCAAGUGCGAGGUGGCCAUUUUUGACGACAGAAGUAUUGCUCUUCGUUGUGACCAUACCCUAUUACGAAUACAUUUAGAUCAUAAAAUUGUUUUUUUUUAGUUUGCACAUUGCAAAUAAAUAAAUACAAUACAAUACAAUACAAUCAAUAGCUACACGUACUACAGCUAAAUAUUGAAGGCCUGAAUGCCAUAAAAUAUAUUUACCAGUUUUUAUAAAAGUGUAUAUAUACCUACUUCAAGAUUAUUUAAUGAUUUUCUCUUUCAAUUGCAAACUAAGUUUUAAUGACUAAAUUUUUAUUAUAAUACAAAAAAGUUUAGUGAUUUGUAAGUAUUGGUAUAUAUUUGGAUACAAGGAAAUGCAUCCGCGGACGCAAGUUGAGGUCGCGUGGUGGCCACCUCCCGCCCGGCACCGAGUGCCCGCGGCGACGUCGAUGCCUUCACAAAUGGAAAUAAUAUAUAUGCGAGUCUUUAUUUUAGUGAGAACCAAAUAUAUUAUAUGUAAGAUUAUAUUUUCGUUAGUUUUAGUCGGGGACGUAGUGGUAAGCGUACGCUUCGCUAGGAAGUUCUCUAGUUUAUUAUAUUUUAGUGUAGGCGUAGGGUGUCGGCUUGUGCGCUUGUGUGUGUGACGAGGUGCUAUCUUACAGGCGGCGGGCGGCGAGCGAAGAGAGGGAUCCUAAGAGCGUUUUUCCAUUGUCCGAUCCGAUAUCCGAUGUCGGGUAACUCUCGGAGAAAGACAGCGAGAGAGUGCCCCGUGGCAUCAAGUCCUUUUAUUUUUGCAUUAAUGCUUUCUUUUGAACAAUAAACAUUUAUAAAAUGAAAAAAUCAAUAUUAAAAGGCACUUUUUUAAAUUUAACUUCUUUAAGGUCGUAUCCGACAUCCGAUAUAGGCUCGGACAAAGUAAAAGUGCUCUAACGUAUUUUAUUAAUUAUUUAACGUUUGGUAAUCGUGGUAAAGGAAAGUAGCUGAGAAUAUACACUCUCCUACGCUUAGCGUUUUGACGCUAAAGGCAGAGAUGGGUGUAUAUUCUUAGUUCUUUUUUAAAUAUUUCCGCGAUUAGCUCGGGUUAUAAUCAUAUGUAAAAUAACAAUUAUCAUUUUGUUUACUGUAAAAAAACCAACACACCCAUUUUACCAUUGAAAAUAUUCUAUAAAAAUACCUAGUCUAUAAAUAGUAUUUUUACGAAUUGAAUUAAAUAAACACAUUGCAGCUUGUUGAAAUGCUAGGCAGCUUCCUUUUUUACAAUGUUAACUAGUUACAGUAAUACCUCUCCGCAUAAUAUUUAAAUUAAUUCCAAUACAAUUUAAGUCAAAACAUAUCUAAAACACUGAAACUAAACACGGAACGGACACUGAAGUACUGAGGCGACACGUUCCCGAUGUCAGUGUUACAGCGCAACUUGCCUUUAUCAUUAUUAUUUAAUUUAUUUCUAGAUAAUAAAAAUGUGUGUGUGUGUGUGUGUCACAUAGACGCACGACUGGAGUUUACUGCUUACGAACGAUUAUAAAAUAGAUUAAGUAUAAAGUUUAAUAUCAAAACUCCGCAAAUUGGCAGGUGUUAUUUGUUGACAUUGAAUAAAUAAAGUGUUUCCAUGCAGCCGUUGCUAAGGGAUGCACAACAUAACUUGCAAACGCAACGUAACGUAACGUUUGAGUUUACUCCCCAUAAAUUUUCAUGCCCCGGUCAUUUAUACAUGAAAAUCGAUUCUUAAAAUAGUCAACUCCAAUAAACUCCAAAAAAAAUGUGUAUACAUAUUGAUGACCUUGAUACUCCGCGCUGCAGCCCGCCCAGUCGCCGCUACUGCUUUUCGUAUAUUUCCAAAAUAUGUAUUAUGUUCCUAAGAUAGGAUUAUCCCAAUAGUUACCACGCUACGAAUAUGAACCUUAUGUCAACGGUUUAAAAUUCGCAAUCGUAUGGCGACAGUAACUACUGGGAUCAACCCUCAAGGGUCACCCCGCACCUAUCGAUACGCAAUCGGUAAAACCCGAUAGAAAAACCUUCACGUCUACGUAAAAAGACGUAGAGUCAGACCAAGCUAAGUUGGCAGCGAUUUUGACAGCCCAGCAUGUGCAAGUGUUACGUAAACGUCAUAAUUUGAUAGAAGUAUGACGUUGAAAAAAAACACUUGCACUGUCUAGGCUGACUAAAUGGCCGGCAACUUAUUUUGGUUUGACUCCAAAGCUUUUUCUUUCGGCUAUAGCCGAUUCUGCGUCAGUAGGUGUGGGGAGACCCUAAUACAUCUAAAUGAGUGUGUGUGUGAGCCAAAUGUCCUGACGUCAUUGUUGUUAAUUUUAUUGUAGGCAGCUUUCAACGGUUGCGACAUAAUUUAUUUUUAAAAGCGUAAUUUUUUUUUAAUUGACGGCUUGGACGGGACGGCUAGGUAAGGGAUAAGGUUAGAUAGCUUACAAAUUGAAUCGCCUAAUUUUGUUACCAAUUCUUGCGACCGCUGCCGGAAUACCGGUUUUUAUUCCAAUUUUUAUACAUUGUCUUUCGGCACUCACUAUACCUUAGUUUCAAGAAAUAUUAUAUCUGAUUAAUUA
This is a messenger RNA of Cydia pomonella (codling moth), 6805 nucleotides long. RefSeq names its product actin-binding LIM protein 3 (gene Unc-115a). Gene Ontology annotation, molecular function: actin filament binding. Gene Ontology annotation, cellular component: actin cytoskeleton. NCBI's taxonomy places the organism in Eukaryota, Metazoa, Arthropoda, Insecta, Lepidoptera, Tortricidae. Gene Ontology annotation, biological process: cytoskeleton organization; lamellipodium assembly. The record is from RefSeq and is a predicted model, not a curated record. The transcript has 20 exons. Bases 246 to 2759 code for a protein of 837 amino acids.